This is a messenger RNA of Camellia sinensis, 531 nucleotides long. Lineage: Eukaryota; Viridiplantae; Streptophyta; Magnoliopsida; Ericales; Theaceae. The record is from RefSeq and is a predicted model, not a curated record.
AUGUAUGGAACCAUUGUCAAUGGGCUUUGUAGAACGGGGAACACUAUCAGGGCUGUUAGUUUGCUUAGGAUAAUGGAAGACGGAAGCUGUAAACCUGACACCGUAGUGUAUAACACGGUCAUUGACAGUCUUUGCAAGGAUAGAAUGGUGGAUGAUGCUCUCAAACUCUUUUCUAAAAUGGAUGAGAAGGGUAUUUUCCCAAAUGUUGUCACUUAUACUUCUUUGAUUCAUGGCCUAUGUAAUUUUGACCGGUGGAAGGAGGCUACUGGAAUGUUUAGAGAAAUGUUGGAUGAUGGUAUUGCUCCGAAUGUUCAUACGUAUAGUGUGUUGCUGGAUGCAUGUACCAAGGAAGGGAAGAUGAAAGAGGCAAAGGGGAUACUUGAAGUCAUGAUACAAAGAGGUGUGGAUCCUGAUGUAGUCACAUACAAUACUCUAAUGGAUGGAUAUUGUUUGCAAGGCCACAUCGAUAAAGCAAUGGGAGUGUUCAAUACCAUGGUGGAGAGGGGCCUUCACCCUAAUGUUUUUAGCUAA